AUGUCUUUCUUCGGCAAGCUCAAAGGAAACGCAACACCAGCGAGUCCGACCACCGGCAGUGCCCCUCCAAAGAAAGAUGCCACCGCCCCCCAACCAACCCCACUAGAGAAGCACCUGGCCGAUCUGGCUGGCCCUGUACGGCCGGAUGGUAGCGACAAGUUCUUUGGUUUCGAAAAUUACGGAAGCACAUGCUAUGCGAACUCGAUCAUACAAUGUCUCUACUAUUCGACAACCUUCCGCGAGAAUGUCCUCAACUUUCCUCCACUUCCGCCGUCGCCCGAGCCUUCAGAGACAGAUGCAGACAGGAGCAUGAGCCUACAGAAUGGCCUACCUUCUCCGGGAAACCACCUGCUAACUGCAGCGACCAACAACCUCACAUCCAGCUCGCCUGCGAGAAGGCCUAUCAUUCUACCAAACUCGCCCGAAGCACAAACGACCAAACCUGAUGACAAGGACUCUCCGGACUACAAGAAAAAGGUGGCUAUGAAGUCGGGUCCCGUCUUGGAGAUGCAAAUGAGCAACUCCAACGCAUACGGCAUGUCCGAGUCUCUCUUUACCUCGUUGAAGGACAUAUUCGAGUCCAUCAUUGGUCACCAGUCACGCACAGGAAUCAUCAGUCCCCUCAAGUUUCUCGAGAUUCUGAGAAAGGAAAACGAGAUGUUCCGCUCUGCCAUGCAUCAAGACGCCCACGAGUUCUUGAAUCUGCUGUUGAAUCAAGUCGUUGACAAUGUAGAGAUGUACUCGAAGAUGCUGCCAGCCAUCAACGGAACCCUCAACGGCAACGGCCAUGCAGAACCGAGCAUGGCAGGCGCCAUGUCCGCUAUGGCGAAAGCUCAUAAUACUGCUGGCAUGAGUGGCGCUGGCUGGGUACACGACCUUUUCGAGGGCCUUCUCACUUCAGAAACACGUUGCUUGAGCUGCGAGAAUACGUCACAAAGAGAUGAGGCCUUCAUGGACUUGUCUGUCGACCUCGAGGCACACUCUUCGGUGACGGCUUGUCUGCGGAAAUUUUCCGAGGAGGAGAUGUUGUGCGAACGGAACAAAUUCCACUGCGACAACUGCGGUGGCUUGCAGGAAGCCGAGAAGAGAAUGAAGAUCAAACGACUACCACGCAUUCUGGCACUCCACCUAAAACGAUUCAAGUACACUGAGGACCUCCAGCGACUCCAAAAGCUUUUCCAUCGUGUUGUAUACCCUUAUCAUUUGCGACUUUUUAAUACCACCGACGACGCAGAGGACCCAGACCGACUUUACGAACUUUACGCUGUUGUUGUGCAUAUCGGUGGUGGCCCAUACCAUGGACAUUAUGUGUCUAUAAUCAAGACCCAGGAUCGUGGGUGGCUGAUGUUUGACGACGAGUUGGUUGAACCUGUCGAUAAGAGCUUCGUCAGGAACUUCUUCGGUGGUGAGCCAAAGCCUGGAGUUCAGGACGCCAGACAGCUUGCUUGCGCCUACGUUCUUUUCUAUCAGGAAACGACUCUGGAAGCCAUGCAACGAGAACAGGAACAGGAGGCAAGACAGGCUGCAGCUGCCGCAAGCAUGCCGAACAGAGAUUCGGUCUCGAGGGAGACCCAUCAAGGUGGUUUGAUGAUCAACGGUCUACGCAACACACACACUGUACAGUCACCGAUUGAAGAAGAGCCCAACGCCUUUGCCAAUCUUGCUCACGCCUCUACUGCUCCUGCCCUGUCUCAGCAACGAUCGACCUUCAGCAGUCUGUCCACAUCGCCUUUCCUCGGAUCCGGCUUCGGAUCUCUCGACAAGAAGGCGGCAAAACAAGCGGAAAAAGAACGCAAGGCACAAGAGAAGGAAGCUAGGAAGCUGGCAGAUGCUAAGAGGAAGGAGGCGGCCGAAGCCACAAGAAAUGCCUGGAAGAAACAGAAUGAGGACUAUCUGGCAGCGAUCGAGCUCAGCAAGCAAACAGCUGCGGAAGAGGCAACUCGCUCAGGAAACACGGCUUCGGAUACACCAGCACCUUCAGCGCCAACAACUAGUUCUGCAGCAGAUGGAAAAGACCGACCAGGACUCAGCAGAUUCAGACACAGCUCGAUGAGUCUGCGGCAGAAACCAAAGUUCUGGGCGUCAGGCAAAGAGAAGGAAGCAGGCAGCCCCAUGCCGACACAAGCUGAAGAGCCGAGCAGCACAGGUGGAGGAGAAAAGGAGAUCAAGAAGAACCGGUUCAGUCUGAGUAGAAAGAAGUCGACGGUGCUUUGA
This is a messenger RNA of Aureobasidium pullulans EXF-150, 2214 nucleotides long. Its product is annotated as cysteine proteinase. Gene Ontology annotation, molecular function: cysteine-type endopeptidase activity; cysteine-type deubiquitinase activity. The transcript is spliced from 4 exons. The record is from RefSeq and is a predicted model, not a curated record. NCBI's taxonomy places the organism in Eukaryota, Fungi, Ascomycota, Dothideomycetes, Dothideales, Saccotheciaceae. Gene Ontology annotation, biological process: protein deubiquitination. Gene Ontology annotation, cellular component: cytosol; nucleus. Bases 1 to 2214 code for a protein of 737 amino acids.